Cuscuta epithymum is the source of this 1936-nucleotide messenger RNA. The record is from the annotation of a GenBank genome assembly. NCBI's taxonomy places the organism in Eukaryota, Viridiplantae, Streptophyta, Magnoliopsida, Solanales, Convolvulaceae.
GCGGGGGCGGUCUCAUAUCCAAUCGGUGGCGGCCGCGACGGCGAUGGCAGCUCACCGUUGAUAGCUCCGCCGUUGGUUUAUUCGUCAGCAGCCGAGCUUGCCGACUCCAAAGUCGUUCAACCUAAUUUCAACAUUACCUGGAAACUCGACGUCAACGUCCAUUUUUCCUACCUGAUUCGCCUCCAUUUUUGUGACAUCGUUAGCAAGUCUCUGAAUGAACUGUACUUCAAUGUGUACAUUAAUGACGAUAUCGCUAUUUCGGGUCUCGAUCUGUCGACGUUGACGAGAAAGCUGGCGACGGCUUACUACAAGGACAUCGUCGUGAAUUCCACGAACGUUUCGAAUCCCCUCCAAAUAAAAGUUUCUCCGGUAGAUGAAGCUCAGGGGAUAAGAAACGCCAUUCUCAACGGUCUCGAGGUGUUUAAGUUGAACAAUUCCGUCGGGAGCCUGGGCGGAGAAUACGGCGUUGACGGAGAGAUAACAACUGAGGACGGUAGCUUGAGCAGCCAUCAAACGGUGGCGACUGUCGGAUUCGCUAUGAUGUUCGGUGCGUUCCUAGGGUUAGGAGCAGUCGCUGUGAAGUGGCGAAAAAGGCCCAAGGAAUGGCGGAGGAAGAACAGCUUCUCUUCCUGGCUUCUUCCAGUCCACACAGGAGACACAGCUUUCCCAAUCAGCAAGACUCCUCCAGGAUCAAAGCCUAGCCAAUUGGCUGAGUUUGGCAGGCACUUCUCUCUUGCUGAAUUGCAAGAAGCAACGAAUAAUUGGGAGACAAGUAGAAUCAUAGGGAUUGGAGGAUUUGGCAGUGUAUAUCUAGGAGAAAUCAACAAUAGAAUGAAAGUUGCUGUAAAACGGGGGAAUCCAGAAUCUCAACAAGGCAUCCAUGAAUUUCAUACUGAAAUCCAAAUGCUGUCUAAACUCAGACACAGGCAUCUUGUGUCUCUAAUUGGAUAUUGUGACGAAAACAAGGAGAUGAUUCUAGUUUAUGAGUAUAUGGCAAACGGACCAUUGCGGAACCACCUUUACGGGAAGGGGCUCAUUCAGGCCCUUCCUUGGAAACAAAGGCUCGAGGUCUGUAUAGGGGCAGCCAGGGGACUCCACUACCUCCACACGGGUGCAUCUCAUGUGAUCAUCCACCGGGAUGUCAAGAGCACAAAUAUCUUACUUGAUGAAAACUUUGUGGCAAAGAUGGCCGAUUUUGGCCUCUCCAAAAGCACAUCAUCUUCUGGGACUGACUCUGAUCAGACUCACAUCAGCACAGCCGUUAAGGGUAGUUUUGGUUACCUUGACCCGGAGUACUUUCGCAAACAACAGCUCACAGAGAAGUCGGACGUGUACUCCUUCGGAGUGGUUCUUCUAGAAGCAUUGUGUGCGCGGCCUGCCAUUGAUCCGCAGAUGCCGAUGGACCAGAUGAACUUGGCUGAGUGGGCCAUGAAUAGGAAGAGAAAGGGGAUGUUGGAGAGGAUCAUUGAUCCCAGCCUUGUUGGUCAAAUCAACCUGGAGUCAAUGAAGAAAUUCGCGGGAGCAGCUGAGAAAUGCUUGGCUGAGUAUGGUGCUGAUAGGCCUAGUAUGGGAGAUGUGCUGUGGAAUCUGGAAUAUGCAUUGCAGCUUCAAGAGGCUUCUUCUUCAUCGCAAGGAAGGGCAGAGGAUGAAAACAAGUCGUUUGCAGCUCCAAAUUCCCCUGCUGUGCUUUCUCCAGCCAACUGUGAUGUCCGCUCUGAAUAUGAUUUAGAUAGCUAAAAUCAGUUAGGUUAUGUAGUAAUUUCAAGCCAGCAGAUGCUUCUUUGUAUAUAUUAGAAGUUAGAACUGAUCCCUAACUGUCUGACCAUUAGUUACUUCGUUAGUUUAUAGUGCAACGUCUUUGACCUUAUUUUAUUAUGAGCUCACCUUUGGUUUUGUAUGUUUUUUCUCUGCAGGUUUUGUUUCCUUUUCUGAAAAC